Molecule: messenger RNA, 1701 nt
Organism: Cannabis sativa
Lineage: Eukaryota; Viridiplantae; Streptophyta; Magnoliopsida; Rosales; Cannabaceae
Product: vacuolar protein sorting-associated protein 26A
Exons: 12
Coding region: 352-1269 (305 amino acids)
Biological process (GO): intracellular protein transport; retrograde transport, endosome to Golgi
Cellular component (GO): retromer complex; endosome
Source: RefSeq, a predicted model, not a curated record
UAACAAUUGAAAUAUUGAGAGGGUUUCGCCGCAAAUACCCUAAAAAAAUAGAGAGCCAAGUGAGGAAGGCACGUGAGAAGGCACGUGCACUGAGCUGGGACUGCAAGAGAAGAGAAACACAAGCAGUCUUCGUCCCCAAAAACCCAACUGCCAAAUGCUCUUCGGAUCCGUUAAUUUUCCACUCUCUCAUCUGAUUUUCCCCAAAAUUCUUCAAUUUCCACUCUAGGGUUUCCUCCAUCUUUUCAAUUUUCACAACACACUUUCUCACCAAUCUCUUCCUGAUCAAGAUUCAAGCUCAAGGUUUUGUUGAGUAAGGGAGCUUUUGGGAGUUGGUUUUUAUCAGUAGAAAAAAUGAAUUACUUGAUCGGAGCUUUCAAACCAUCUUGUAACAUAUCAAUCACAUUUAACGAUGCGAAAAACCGCAAGCAGGUUCCAUUCAAGAAGGAAAAUGGUCAAACAGUGAUGGUCCCGCUAUUUCAAAGUCAAGAAAACAUUGCUGGCAAGGUCUCUGUUGAGCCAGUUCCAGGAAAGAAGGUUGAACACAAUGGUAUAAAAGUUGAGCUUCUCGGCCAGAUAGAGAUGUACUUUGACAGAGGCAACUUCUAUGACUUUACUUCCCUUGUUCGUGAACUAGACAUUCCUGGAGAAAUAUAUGAAAAGAAGACAUUUCCAUUUGAGUUUUCUACAGUUGAAAUGCCUUAUGAGACAUACAAUGGGGUGAAUGUGAGGCUAAGGUACGUCUUGAAAGUUACAAUUAGCCGUGGUUACACUGGAAGCAUAGUGGAAUACCAGGACUUUAUGGUUCGUAACUACACCCCACCUCCAUCAAUUAACAACAGCAUCAAGAUGGAAGUUGGAAUUGAAGAUUGCCUGCACAUUGAGUUUGAGUACAACAAAAGCAAAUAUCAUCUGAAAGACGUUAUUAUUGGGAAGAUCUAUUUUCUUCUAGUAAGAAUCAAGAUUAAAAAUAUGGAUUUAGAAAUCCGACGCAGAGAGUCUACUGGUUCAGGGACCAAUACCCAUGUUGAGACUGAAACACUAGCUAAGUUUGAAUUGAUGGACGGUGCUCCAGUCAGAGGUGAAUCAAUUCCAAUCAGACUGUUUCUCAGUCCCUACGAACUGACACCAACUCAUCGAAAUAUCAACAACAAAUUUAGCGUCAAGUAUUAUCUGAAUCUCGUUCUAGUCGAUGAAGAGGAUAGACGGUACUUCAAGCAACAGGAGAUCACAAUAUACAGGCUGGAAGAAAAUUCGAGUAGUCCGUCUUAAAUGGCACGACCAGCAUUCAACUAGUGACAACCUUGUAAAGCCUCGUCUUGAACUUUAGAACCUAUUUUGGUGGUGUAAUCGUCUCAUGUGUUGAGGAGGCGUUGUUGUAAUGGCUUCUCGUUCUUGUUGAUGAUGAUGACUUGCAGUUUUUUUCUUAAUUUUUCGCUUAUGGUUGCAAAAUUAUGUACAUGGGGGGGCGAGCGACACAGAGAAGCCGGGAAAGUCUUGCCAAUUUGAUUUUGUGUUUAGAAAAGUGUUUCAAACAUUGAUAAUAUGCUCAACUUUUGAGUUUUGAUUUACCAUGGCAGGAUCAUAAUAGGAACAAAUUCUAUUUCUUUUUAUCUUUUUCUUGAAUAAUUGCUGCUUUUUUAUGUUUUCAUGGUAAACUUGACACUAUGUAAGCAAUGAAGACAUUCUCUUGGGAAUUUAUGA